UGAGAAUGAUUCAAGCAAUCAGUCAAGAAAUUCAACGAGCGGAAAACCAUACACUACCAACAUUGGAAAUAGAUAGAUAGCAGGAUUUUGUUGGUAAGAAACUGUCCACAAGAGUCCUUAAAUAUCCGUGUGGUGUGAAUGAAGUUGUAUGACUGAAGGAUUACACUCCAAGUGAACUGAGCGCUUAAUAGCUACUUUAUACCUACUACUUGAAUUGUAGGAAGUACCAUAUGAAUCGUCUCGGUCGUGGCGAUGCAACAGGCGGAUCAAAAGCAAGCAAUUGAAGCAACGUACGGAAUUGAAAAUGUAUAUGUGUUAGAAUUAUCCUUGGACGGCAAUAUCUUAUACGGGACCAAUAACUUUACUGAAUUACUUGGAAUUCCUGGUUUGACUCUGGUUGGGAAAAGUAUUCAAAGUUUACUACAAGAUGACGAUAAAUUCACCUGGGCUACCCAGCAACUACUUGACGAUGACUCCAAGAGUGUUCGUAUCUCUUUAACCCUAAGUCCCUUACCCCAAGACGAAGAGCAAAUAUUUUUUGAAGAUGAGGAAAUGGAACUUCCCGUAGAACAACCUCUAGAGCUCGAUUGCAUUGGAAUCCUCAUUCGCGAUUCGCAAACCAACGCUCCCUCUCGUACCUUGUGGGUUUUAAGACCAAUCAAGCUUUUUGCCGAAAUCAAACAGGAAAUCGGACGUCAGCUUACACAGUUCCUUGGUUUCGGUGCUCAUCUGCUCGCUGAACAUCUUCACAAAAUCAAGGAAAUCCCCUUUUCAAAUCCACUUCCGCCAUUUCAAACGAUUCUCUGUCGGGUUUGUGAUCGGGAAAUCCAAAAUUGGUUCUUUGAACAACACUCCGAGUAUUGUCUAUUAACCCAUCAUGCGGAAGCCCGCGUGGAAAGAGCCAAUGAUAUGCUUAAUGAACAAAGGAAUGUUUUGCAAACCCUUUUAGAUACCUUGGAUUCCACUGGUUCCCGAGACUAUCCUCGCUUGUAUUAUUUAGACAUGCCGUUGGCAGCCAUCCUCCCUCCCUCCCUUCAGGGUUUCUUACGGUCACACAAUUCUGAACCUAAGAAAUCCGAAAAAGUUCGCCACUUUCUAUACAGCAUGCUCUUGGAAACGCUUCGCUUUAUCGACUGUUCACUCGCAAUUCACGUGCCUUCUUUACCUUCCAGUGAAGAUGAACGUCAAGAGAUGCCUUUUAACUCUAUUCGUCUCCUUUCUCCUGCCAGCGAGGUUUUGAGUGCGAAAUCUUUAUCAUGGUGUUUGCCCCAAGUUGAGGAUCCUGGUCUCAAAAAGCUCUUUGACGAUAGUAAUUCUCUUGUUCAAGCCAAGCUUGACGCUAAUACUCGUCUAAUUAAUAUUGUAUACUACGCCGAACGUUUACGUUGUGAAGUUGAAGACCAAGUGCAAACCAUCGUUGAACAGUAUGCUCAGCAUGAAGACCAAGAUCAAGAUAUCCAAUCUUCUUCCGUAACUAAAGAUGUCGAUCCCUCUUUGUUAAUCCAACCUGAAUCUCCUUCUCCCUAUCUUUCUCCAUCUCCAUCUCCUUCGUUUCAUCCUUUGUCUAUUGACAGUUCAGCCUCCUCUUAUUUAUUGGGUCCUAACUCUAGUAAAUUUCGAGCCCUUUCUCGAACAGAUCUUGAGUCAGUCACUCCGAUUGGCGAAAAGGUUAUCUCUUACUCAAGUAAGAAUUCUCGUCAACACUUUCCCAGCCUUGGCUCCGGUAAUUCUCCUUCGAAUAACUCAAUUUCUGGUAUCCCUAUCUCGUCACGUAGAAAAUCCGUCAGUACUAUGAAUGCAAUUUACGGUGUCGGAUCCUACACCUCAGAUACUUCACCAAAGCUAAAACCUUCUUUGUCGCUAGAACGAAGUUCUUUGUCAAAAACUAUUGAUUCCCCAAACCAGCCUUUAAGCAAACAAGUAGGCAUCUCUACUGUAGCUUCUUCCAACCUUACCUCCAAGGGGACUCCUUCCAUUCGCGAUUACGAAAUUAUAAAGCCCAUUAGUCGAGGAACUUUCGGUACUGUUUAUCUUUCCAAAAAAAAAUCUGUAGGUGAACUCUACGCAAUUAAGGUCUUGCGCAAGGCGGAUAUGAUUGUGAAAAACCAAGUUGCCAACGUCAAGGCUGAGAAGGCCAUUUUAAUGGCUCAAGAAGAAUCUCCAUUUAUUGCUAAGCUUUAUUAUGCCUUUCAGAGUAAGGAUUACCUAUAUCUUGUGAUGGAAUACAUGAAUGGUGGUGAUUGUGCUUCUUUGCUAAAGUCCUUAUACACCAUACCCGAGUCUUGGGUAAAGAUUUAUUUAGCAGAGGUUGUUUUAGGCUUAGAGCACCUUCACAAGCUUGGAAUUAUCCAUAGAGACAUUAAGCCUGAAAACAUAUUGAUGAGCAGCAAUGGUCACUUGAAGCUUGCGGAUUUUGGGCUCAGUCAAAUGGGUCUUAGUACAAGACAAUUUCGAUUACAGAAAGCGAGGUCCAGUCUAUCACCUCCUAGUUUUCAAUCGCCGACAUGUUUUACGGAUUCUAAUGAACCACUGACGAGCUCCCCUCUAAUGUUACCUACCAAUGCUGGACUUAACAGCCUUAUCACAGACUCACCCAGAAAGAAAAAGAACGAAUCUUUCCUUUUUUCAUACCAGUCCGAAAACGAAGGCUUUGAAAGUUCGGGCAGUGAAUCUACAAACAGAAAUGGUGAUUCUGGGUCUGAGUUCGGAUCUAGAAAGAGCUCACAUGGGUUUCCUAACAAUUCUCUUCCAUUUUUUAAAAUGUCUGAUGCUCCUAGAAAAUUCGUUGGAACUCCAGAUUAUUUGGCGCCAGAAACGAUCCAGGGUAGUAAUCAAGAUGACAUGGUUGACUGGUGGGCUUUAGGUUGUGUAUUUUUUGAAUUUCUGUUUGGUUAUCCACCUUUUCAUUCUGACACUCCUGAAAAAGUUUUUAAUAAUAUAGUGGCUAACAGAAUUAAUUGGCCUGACUUGGACAUGUAUCCUUGUUCUGCGGAAGCACUUGAUUUAAUGAAAUCAUUUUUACUACUCAAUCCUGAAAAUCGGCUUGGAGCCAAGGGAAUUCAGGAGAUAAAAGCGCAUCCAUUUUUUGAAGGAAUAAAUUGGAACAAUAUACUAAGUCAUGACGCUCCUUUUGUUCCAAGUCUGGAGACACCUUUGGACACUAUUUAUUUCGAUGAUCGAGGUGCAAUAAACUCGGAUGGAUGUGUUACUCCGUAUGAUACCGUUGAUGAGGAGUCUAUUAAAUUAAGUAGCUCCAAUCGUCGUAUACAAACAUCUUUGAAUCGUCAAUCGCAUUUUCGCGAACGAAGCCUCUCUGGUAGACGUUACCGCCGAUUUAGUGAAAACAUGAGUGAAUUUGACGAGUUUGGAUCCUUUUCUUACAAAAACUUGAGUGUGUUGGACCGGGCAAAUAAAAAUGCUAUUGACAAAAUUAGGUCUGAAUUAAAAUCCAAGCUCCAUAUAACGCCUCCAGCUUCAUCUUCUGCUCCAAAUAGCGAAGUUUCUUCGGCAAAGGUUUUUGAUUAUCAACAACCAAAUAGUCCUGGCAUACCAAAUUUUUCCUCUGUCUUCUCCUCUCAAGAAUCUACUCCUCGCAAAGCAUCAGGCGCUAGCGCUGAAUACGAUUUCAAAACCAAAGCAGAAUCCACCAAACCCAAUGCAACUGAUUUUGUCAAACAGUUGCAUUUACGCAACCAAAGUACUACGAAUGCAUCCGUUGCUUCUUCGGAAAGCGACGAAUGUUACAUCCUUGAUUUAAUACAGACCAACAAUCUCUCUACUGAUCAACUGAAGCCUGAUGAACUUCAGUCAUCGCCAAAUUCUUCUCCUUCAGUCAAUUCUCCUACAACGCUUACACCAAUCGCUCACCUGAAGGUGGUUAUAUGUGUAGAUAAACAAAGUUCGUUUUCUGAACUUAUAAGUCGUCUAAGGUCAUACAAGUUUGAAGUCACAGUAAUAGAUGACGAGGAUAAAAUUUUAAGAGUAUUGAUGUCUGAUGAAAAGUUUUCGCUGAUUUUCUUACAGCUUGACUUAAUUCGUAUUUCGGGGAUCUCAAUCUUGAAGAUAGUUAGAUCGAGCAGCAGUCCUAACAGAAACACACCAGCAAUAGCUUUAUUACCUUCCAGAAUAGAUAUUAAUGCUGCAGUCCCACGUUUGUUCGAUGGUCGUUUAUAUCUUCCUAUAAACAGUUAUCUUCUUCGAGGUUAUAUAGCUCGGCUCUGCAACCGGUGAUUAAUUGGUCAAGUCUUUAUUUUAUUUUACUUUUAUUUAUGUUAUAAAAUCUUCCAAGUGGCAGUACACGAUUUUUGCUAAUGAACGAUUGGAUUUAAUAUAUUUUUACUAGACAGCGCGGUGAUUGUUUAGAGGGCUCAAUUUACGUUAUUUUGUUUAUAAAUGUUUAUGUUAUAUGUUAAUAAGUAUUUCAAGUUAUAGAACUAA
This is a messenger RNA of Schizosaccharomyces octosporus yFS286, 4437 nucleotides long. RefSeq names its product AGC protein kinase Ppk18. Gene Ontology annotation, cellular component: nucleus; cytoplasm. The coding region runs from base 253 to 4230 and encodes 1325 amino acids. Gene Ontology annotation, molecular function: protein serine/threonine kinase activity; ATP binding. NCBI's taxonomy places the organism in Eukaryota, Fungi, Ascomycota, Schizosaccharomycetes, Schizosaccharomycetales, Schizosaccharomycetaceae. The record is from RefSeq and is a predicted model, not a curated record. Gene Ontology annotation, biological process: phosphorelay signal transduction system; peptidyl-serine phosphorylation. The transcript has 2 exons.